Messenger RNA from Colletotrichum acutatum, 2615 nucleotides. Its product is annotated as ERCC4 domain-containing protein. Gene Ontology annotation, molecular function: DNA binding; crossover junction DNA endonuclease activity. The record is from RefSeq and is a predicted model, not a curated record. The coding region runs from base 119 to 2470 and encodes 783 amino acids. Gene Ontology annotation, cellular component: nucleus; Holliday junction resolvase complex. Lineage: Eukaryota; Fungi; Ascomycota; Sordariomycetes; Glomerellales; Glomerellaceae. The transcript has a single exon. Gene Ontology annotation, biological process: double-strand break repair; resolution of meiotic recombination intermediates; replication fork processing.
CACUGAGGUUCCAUACUGUCGAUGAUGCAUUUUCGAAAUGCUCUAGGCGCUGUCCACCGUUUCCACCACGCCUCAUAGUCGCAGGCUGGCCGAGAGACUAUUCAUAUCGCAAAGAGUCAUGACUGCCGAAGUAAUCGACCUUCUCUCCAGCAGCCCCUCGUGGCCCUCUUCCAAGAACGCAAGACCCCCACUACCUCGUCCUGCGCCACUGGUUAGUGCAGCUGUUGUGACACCACUGGCAUACGGCGAUGAAGAUGUAUUCGACUUGACAGCCGAAUCGCCAGAGACAAUCCCAAAACCUCUACCACUGCCAUCUGUAUUGCCGAAAGCGACAUCCCCGUCAUUGACAAACUCAGCAACAAAACGUGCACGAGAGGAAACUGUUCCUGUGAAUACGCCCAUUUACUUCAACUCGGACGACUUUGAUACAAUUGUCGAUCUCGAAAGCAGCCUGCCGAUUGGCAAUGGGUUGAACAACGAACCACGGGAUCGCAAAAGACCGCGACUCUCUUCUCCUCGUCGCAGCCGCAGAUCCUCCUUCGACCGCUCCCAUUCCGCUACUGAUCACAGUACCCGACUGCCUCAGAAGCAGAGUGACGGUUUGCGACGAGUACGUUCGGUGGUGGAACCAAUCGAAUUCUCAAGUUCUCCGGGUGUCUUCUCUCCACCAACGACAAGUGCUCCGGCCGAUGACCCGUUCGCAGCAUUGCCGCCUUCAGCGCAGCCUGCGCCGAUAUGCGAGAACCCGCUUCCGAAGGCCACAACCACCGGGCCCGGACAUAUAAACUACGAAUUAAGCUCCGAUGAUCCCUUUGCGAGUUCGCCACCCGUGGCACGGAAAGCGAUACCCCAGCCGCCUACAAUACUCCUAGACAAUGACGAUGACGAUCCAUUUGCCAGCUCACCAAGACGAGCGCCGACAGAGACUGUGAAACCACCAGAUACAAGAACAUUAGCCGGGACAACGGCCAAGGGGAAAGAGAAGGUCAUUUCACCGCCCAGACGAAAGGCUCAUUGGGACCCCAUAUCGAGCUCUGCGCCUGAACCGAAAACUAGACGUGAUCCGUUCGAGAGUUCUCCUCCCCCACCGCGAAAGACCAUGACCAAAGCCGCCAGCGCUGUGAUUAACCUCAGUGACUCGGAGCCGGAGCCUGCAGCCCGCGGUCUCGAUGCCGACUCGGACGGAGAGUUUCCAGACCUCGAUAACUUUAACGUUUCGAAACUCAAAGCCCGAUUGGACACCAAGAAGCCAUCCUCCCGAACUACCUUAAGGGUGCCAUCGAAAGCCACCUCUAAAUCGAGUACCAGCCGCCCAACGACAACAAAGUCAGUGGAAGAAAAGACGAGAGAGAAAGAAGCGAAAGCAGCGGAACGAGAAAGAGAAAAGGAACGCAAGAAGCAAGAGAAAGAGGCUAUCAAGGAGCAAAAAGCCAAGGAAAAGGAACGAGCGGCUGCGCUGGCAGAGGUCAAUAAGAUCAGGACCGACAAGAAGGUGUCGACUCCCGAAAUGAUUGCAGACCUCCCGGCUAGCCUCCCCGCGACCAUGACACUUCAAAUUCAGACAUUGUUGAAAGACCUGGACGUGCAGCACUCUACCUGGGAGAGUCCCGUGGACAACGUGGUCAAGUGGAGGAGAAAAGUUGCGAGUCGGUUCAAUGAUGAGCUCGGGCACUGGGAGCCGAUCCCUAUGCGCAUUCAACCAGACAAGUUCGCGCUCGUCAUUGUCACUGCGUCUGAAUUUGUCACGUACGCCCUGGGACCCGAGGGUAACAACCUCGAGGCUCACGUCUCCAAGAUGAAGCAACAUUUCCCAAAAGAACAAAUCAUGUACCUGAUUGAAGGCCUCAACCCCUGGAUGAGGAAGAACCGCAACGUCCGGAACCGACAGUUCGCAUCUGCCGUGCGCGGCGAAGAUGCUGCAACGGGUGAUGGUCAGACCUCGACUAGUGCCGCCGCUCAACCGCGGCGGCGCAAGAACCAGCAGCCGCAGGAGUACAUUGACGAAGACUCGGUCGAAGACGCCCUGCUCCAGCUGCAAGUCAUGUACGACGUGCUGAUCCACCACACCGCCGCGGCCGUCGAGACUGCGCAGUGGGUCGCCGUCUUUACUCAGCACAUCUCGACGGUGCCGUACCGGAAACAGCGCGAGGCGACCAAUGCCGCGGGGGCCGGCUUCUGCAUGGAGACGGGCCAGGUCCGCACGGGCGAGGACGUCAAGGAUACCUAUGUGCGGAUGCUGCAGGAGAUUGCGCGCGUCACGCAGCCUGUGGCCUACGGCAUCGUGUCCGAGUUUGAGACGGUGGGGGAGCUGGUGAAGGCGUUUGAGGAGCGAGGGCCGCUUUGUCUGGAGAAUUGCCGCAAGAGUACGAACAAGGAUGGCGGGUUUUCGGACCGGGCUGUUGGGAAGGCUGUGAGUAAGAGAAUCUACAAGAUGUUUACGGAGACGGACGAAUGGAGUACGGAUGUAUAGGGUAAGAAUAGGAUAGGGUGGUUUGUUUUGUAUGAUUCAUGACUGGAUGAUCGAUUGUACUGGCAUUGCACUCAUGGAUUACGUGGCCAGGAUCAUAUUGUACCGGCAGAUAUGGCUUUAUGGAACACAGCUUCAUUGAACGAGA